CCGUUACUUAACAUACCUUAUUUGAGGUGGCAUCUAUCCCUUUUGACUCGGGCCUCGUGGCAUCUCCCUCUUUCAAAUCGCAACAGAAAAGUCACCAAAAUGCCUCCUCAACCAUCAGUCGUCACGAAGCUCAAGGUCCAGCUCAAGCUGGCCAUUGCACGGCUGCGCAUGGUCCAACAGCGCGAUGACUCCAUGGGAAAGACACAACGACGUGCGAUGGCGCAGCUCCUCGAGGUGGGCAAAAUCGACUCUGCGCGCAUUCGCGUCGAGAACAUCAUUCGAUCCGAUAUCACGACCGAGCUGCACGAGAUACUAGAGCUGUACUGCGAAUUGCUGAUCGCACGCGCGGGGCUACUCGAGGGAUCAGCCUGUGAUCCGGGGCUGGAGGAGGCGGUAAAGAGCAUCAUCUACGCCGCGCCGAAGACGGAGAUCAAGGAGCUGCAGGUGGUGCGAACGCUAUUGGCGGAGAAGUACGGCAAGGAGUUUGUUUUUGCAGCGAUGGACAACUCAGAUGGUAAGGUGUCGGAUAAGGUUGUCAAGAAGCUGAGCGUCACGCCGCCACGGGAAGAACUCGUACAAGGGUACUUGGAGGAAAUCGCGAAGGCGUACAACGUGGACUGGCCGAAGCGACCUCUGGCUGACGAGCCGCCGGACCUGCUGGACGAUGACGACGACGAUAACCCAAGCGGGGGAUUGGACUCCAAAGUGGCCAAGGAACAGGAGGAGCUGAGCAAGGCGACACCGCCGAGGACGAUUGGAGGUCCCAGCAGCCCUCUGACUGUCACACCGCCAAGGAUGACAACAGACAACGUCCACCCGAAAGUUACGCUCAACUCGCUGGAGCUGAAGCCUAACAAGAAGAUGGACGCGGCGGCGCAGAAGAAACCAGCUGGAAAGGGUCCAGGAGGCAACGUACCUGACAUUACGGAGCUGGAGAGGAGAUUUCAAGCUUUGAAGCGAUGAGCCUGAUGUGUCUAGGCAAGGGGUGAUUUGAUACGAGGAUAUCUGGAGGGUAUUUGAGGGCUUGUGUGCUUCUUGUUAAAGGUCUAGGCAUGGCGCGGAAUGAAUUCAUAUUACAGGCGUCCUGCAUCGACAUGAUCUCGUUCUCUCAAUAGUAUGGGGUUUGCAACAUUUACCCCGGGAUGUGUAACAAGUCCAAGUGCAGGUCCUGUCAUCAUCUUCACUGAGGCACGUCCAAUAAGUGAGUAAGGCGAAUCUACGUUACCGAUUUCUUGUAAUGAUACAUGAGGAAGG
This is a messenger RNA of Colletotrichum phormii, 1254 nucleotides long. RefSeq names its product regulator of Vps4 activity in the MVB pathway-domain-containing protein. The coding region runs from base 100 to 963 and encodes 287 amino acids. The record is from RefSeq and is a predicted model, not a curated record. Lineage: Eukaryota; Fungi; Ascomycota; Sordariomycetes; Glomerellales; Glomerellaceae. Gene Ontology annotation, biological process: protein transport. The transcript is spliced from 3 exons.